Candida tropicalis MYA-3404 is the source of this 1092-nucleotide messenger RNA. RefSeq lists its product as uncharacterized. NCBI's taxonomy places the organism in Eukaryota, Fungi, Ascomycota, Pichiomycetes, Serinales, Debaryomycetaceae. The coding region runs from base 1 to 1092 and encodes 363 amino acids. Gene Ontology annotation, biological process: protein folding. The record is from RefSeq and is a predicted model, not a curated record. Gene Ontology annotation, molecular function: protein disulfide isomerase activity. Gene Ontology annotation, cellular component: endoplasmic reticulum. The transcript has a single exon.
AUGAAUCUUCUACCAAUAUUUGUAUUUAUAACUAGUGUAUUUUCAUAUUCCGCUUCGAAUAUAAUUCAAGCAAAUGAUCAGACAUUACAAUCAAUUAUUAAAACUCCAGGUAAAUUUACAUUUGUUGAUUUUUAUGCUGAUUGGUGUCGUCAUUGUAAAAAAUUAGCACCAACAAUUGAUAAAUUAAGUGAAUUAUAUAAUGAUAUUCCUGAUAUUCAAUUUGUUAAAAUUAAUGGAGAUAAAGAUGGUAAAAAAAUGGCAAAGAAAUAUGUUGAAAUUGGAUAUCCUACAUUAUUAUUUUUUUAUGAUGAUGGACGUAAAGUUGAAUUUGAUGGAAUUAGAGAUAUUACAAGUUUAAGUAAUUUCAUUCAACAAUUGAGUGGUAUUAAAUUAGAAGAAAAGAGAGAAGAACAAGAACAAGAACAAGAAGUGAAGGUAGAUGAAGUUGAUACUAAAAAUAAUGGAUUUGUGGAAUUGACACCAAGUAAUUUCAAUCAAGUUGUUUCACUGAAAGAAUAUGCUGUUGUUGCAUUUGUUGCAUCUUGGUGUAAAUACUGUAAAGAUUUAGAUCCAACUUUAGAAAUCUUAGCUGAUGAAGUUUAUGCGAGAGACGAUAAUUUAUUAAUUAGUCAUAUUACAAUUGAUAAACAUGAUGAUAAUUCAAUCGAUGAAAAAUAUGAUGUCCAAAAUUUACCAUCAAUUUUAUUCUUUAAGAAUGGAGAUUUGGAAAAUCCGGUUGUUUACAAAGGAGGUCAAAAGUUUAAUAAUUUACUCGAUGCUAUUAAUAAAUAUACUGGAUUAAGUCGUGAUGCGUCUGGUAAUUUACAACCAGAUGCUGGUGUCAUUAAACCUAUCUCACAAUUGUUUAAAGAAAAUUUAAGUGAAGACGAAUUAUAUGAAAAGAUGGAUAGUUUCAAUGGUGGUAAUGGUGAUUCUAUUGAAUAUUAUAAGAAAUUGAUCUCUGCUAAAGAGUUUAUUCCUGCUGAAUUAGCCAGAGUCGAUAAUAUUUUGAUUAAUGAUAUUGAUAAAAUCAAUGGAAUCACCAUUGACUCAUUGACUAAAAGAGCAAACAUUCUUAGACUGUUGAUAUAG